AUGUCGAACUUACCCCAUAAAAAGAAGCUUAAAGUAAGAAAAAUAUUCCAUGACCAAGAAGAAGAGCAACUACAACAAAAGUUAAUACCAGUGGCUUGCAUUGAUUCAGUUCCUCAAACGUUUUUUCCUUUCGAGUUCUUUAAUAAGAUGCAAUCAGAAUCAUUUGAAAAAGUUUUCAAGACUAAUGAAAAUUGUAUUAUAUCUGCACCUACUGGUUCAGGAAAGACUGUCCUUUUUGAGUUAGCAAUUUUAAGAUAUAUAUCUAACUUUUCUGAAUCAAUUGAAAAUAAGAAGAUUUUAUAUAUUUCACCAACAAAAUCUCUUUGUUCAGAAAUUACGAAUAAAUGGAAAAACAAAUUUAAUAAUUUAGCUGUAGUAGCUAUAACUGGGGAUUCCACAUCAUAUGAGAUAAAUUCUGUCAAGAAAUCACAAUUAAUAAUUACAACUCCAGAAAAGUGGGACUUAUUAACAAGAAAAUGGACAGAUUACCACAAGCUGUUUGAAUUGAUUCAACUUGUUUUGGUAGAUGAAAUACACACUAUAGGAGAAAUACGCGGUGCCACCUUGGAAGCAGUACUUACAAGAAUGAAUACUUUAUGUCAAGGAAUUAGAAUAAUUGGGGUUAGUGCAACAAUUCCUAAUAUUACAGAUAUUGCGUCAUGGUUAAAGAACAAUAAAUCCGGUGAGUUUGCAACAGUUUUAAAAUUUGAUGACACAUAUCGCCAAGUAAAAUUAGAUGUGACCGUUAAAGGGUACAAUUUUAAUUGUAAGAACGAAUUUCAAAGAGACGCUAUAUACAACCAGAAACUCUUAGAACUUAUUGAGCAAUAUAGUAAAAACCGUCCUGUAUUGAUCUUCUGUCCAACCAGAGCAUCUACAAUGAAUACAGCGAAAUAUAUUAGUAAUAAUAAUUCUGCUAAUGGUAAGGUAACGGCAACAUUGGCUGAUAAGACUCUACAUUUUUGCAUGACCAAAGGGGUUGCUUUCCAUAAUGCUGGGUUGAUAUUAGAAGAUCGUUCACUCGUGGAAGAGGCAUUUCUCAAUGGAGUAAUAAGGAUUCUAUGUGCAACUUCUACUUUGGCUGUAGGUGUCAACUUACCUGCGUAUUUAGUAAUAAUCAAAGGAACACAAAUGUGGUCUUUAUCAGAAAUGGUUGAAUAUUCCAAUUUAGAUACACUCCAAAUGAUAGGAAGGGCAGGGCGUCCUAAAUUUGAAAAGACUGGUUGUGCAAUAAUUAUGACCGAACAAAAGAUGGUUUCCAAAUAUGAGAAUCUCGUCUCAGGGAGUGACAUUUUGGAAAGUAAGCUACAUCUACAAUUACGUGAGCAUAUGUGUUCUGAAGUUUCAUUAGGGACUAUUAAUUCUGUAAAAAGUGCUAUUACAUGGAUAAAAAGUACUUUUUUCUAUGUUAGGUUUUUGAAGAAUAGAAUAGCUUACGAUUCAAUCGGUCGACUUGGUGGGUUUGAUGCUGAAGAAAGUCUUGAACAGUUUUGCCAGAAGUUGUUGAACUCUUUGAAUGAAAAUAAUUUAAUUGUACGAGAUGGUGAACAAAUUUGUUGUAAUGCAUUUGGGCAUGCUAUGGUAAGACAUUAUAUAUCAUUUGGAACAAUAUCAAACAUACUAAAAGGUAAGAAAUUCUUAAAUACUCAGGAAGUAUUAAGUAUUGUGGUACAGGCAGAAGAGUUUAAAGACUUGCGUAUUAGGCAAAAUGAGAAGAGACUGUAUAAAGAGAUAAAUUUAUCUCCACUGACGAGAUAUCCAUUCCUUACGCUUAAAAAGCAAAGUAUGAUAAUAGAUAAAACAAACCAGAAAGUAUCCCUAAUUAUUCAAUAUGACUUGGGUGGCCUUGAGUUUCCAAAUUAUGAAGGAGCGCAAAAAUUACAUCAUGUCCUUAUUCAAGACAAGAUCAGAAUAUUUAAACAUUGCUAUAGAAUCUUGAGGUGCAUGGUAGAUUGCUAUAUUGAAAAGGGCGAUGGUAUUUCCCUUGAGAAUAGUCUUUUUAUGUUGAGAUCUAUAAAUGGAUCAUGUUGGGAAGAUUCGCCGAUGAUCUUAAGACAAAUUAAGUCUAUUGGUUUAGUGUCUGUAAGAAAAUUAGUUAGAAAUGGUAUAACUGAUUUUGAAGAACUUAGAAACAGUACCGACCAAAAACUGGAAUAUUACCUAGGCUUAAAGAUGGGGAAUGGACUGAAACUUAGAAGGGAUAUUGAGUCGCUUCCAACAUUUAGAUUGGAAUAUCAUAUUGAAAAACAGGCGAAAGUAGGUAAUAACAUUGAGGUUGUAUUGAGAGUCGAUGUGAGCGUCAAUUGUAAAUCUUCUCUUUGGCAUGGUAAACGCCUUUCAAUGAAUAUUAAUUCCAGGUAUGGUUCGGGAAAAAUAAUUGAUUUUAGAAGAAUACAAUUAUCACAAUUACAACAUCCUAAAACUUUUAAGCUCAAUUGCACAAUAUCAUCAUUGCAAGAAUUAGUUAAAAUUUCAGCAAGUUGUCAGGAAAUUGCAGGUUUGAAUAAGAUUAUCCAAUUCUCCUCAAAGGAGUUGUCUGACUCUAAUACACAAGUUUUUGAAAAGGUGGCAAUGGAUUUAUCUUCCUCUAAGUCACGCAUAAGUGUUCUGGACGAUAUUGUUUCAAGUAGCUCAGAUGAAAGUUUAUACAACCUUCUCAUUGACCGCCCAUCACGGAAUGCAUCGGCUUCUAUUGCAAGCUCUAGGAAGGAUGAGCCACAUAGUAAUGUCCUCUUUGAAGGUCGUCAGCAACUACCAAACGGAAACUAUGAGUGUCAACAUACCUGUAAUAGGAAGGGUGAAUGUCGACACUUAUGUUGUCAUGAAGGUAUCCCGAAAGAAUUAAUCAGAGGUAGACGAACAAACACACGACAUAUGGCAACAGAAAAACCUGAUGUACCAAUUAAAGAAAAGACGACCCCUCUCCUUCAGGGUGUCCGUAAAACAACCAUACGUCAAAACUCAGACAUUGAAGAAUAUUGCAUUUCCUCCUAUGAUGAAUGUGGGAAAGGUGUAGAGGAUGAAAGUCAUGAUUUCGAAAAUUACUUCAACUCACCUGCCUUAUCAGAUAGUUGUAAAGGUGAGGAAAAUAUCUUGGAUUCGAAAGUCCUUUUGGAAAAUUCAUUGUUGAAUAAAACACUAGAGCCCAAAAAAGACAUAUUUGAUUCAUCUCUAGCAAAAGAGUGUGAUGACUGUUCUAUCAAUUUGAGUUUUUUGGGCUCUGAUAUUGAAUUAGGAGAGUAG
Molecule: messenger RNA, 3243 nt
Organism: Maudiozyma saulgeensis
Lineage: Eukaryota; Fungi; Ascomycota; Saccharomycetes; Saccharomycetales; Saccharomycetaceae
Source: the annotation of a GenBank genome assembly